AUGUGGCCAUUCAAGUCCAAAGCUGUUGAAAUCCAAAAAGAGCAGAAAGAACCAAAGUUUCUGGAACUACGAUCAUCGAAAUGGUUCAUUGUCAGCACGAUCUGUGUUGCAUCCUUCAGUGAUUCUUUCAUAUAUGGAGUGGUCAUUCCUGUUCUUCCCAAGGAAUUGGAAGGUCGGAUUGGAGUCGCAGAUGAGGACCUUGAGUUCUGGAAUUCUAUGCUCUUGACGGCUUUUGGUCUUGCACAAUUAAUAGCGAGUCCACUUUUUGGGUACUAUGCUGAUCGAAGUUCAUCACGACGAACACCGUUGCUCCUGGGAUUCUUCUCCAAUGCUGCUGCCACGGCUGUCUUGUAUGCCGCACAGAAUGUCUGGAUACUAGCUCUCAGCCGUUUCCUACAAGGGCUCUCAGCAGCUGUAGUGUAUACAGUCGGCUUCGCUUUGCUUGCAGACACAGUUGGACCAAAGGAUAUCGGACAAUGGAUGGGAUACGUGAUCUCGAGUCUUAACAUUGGAAUGUUGAUCUCUCCAACCAUAGGCGGCAUUAUGUACGCAAAGAUUGGAUAUGCAUCAUUGUUCAUUGUGAUGUUUAUCCUUAUUGCGAUCGAUAUCAUCAUGCGUUUGUUUAUGAUCGAAAAGAAAGUGGCGGCAAGGUUGAGGAAACCCAAAGAUGAAGAUGGAACCCAAACUUAUGGGACUUUUCAGCGAAGUAUCGACGAGGCUAUUUUUGAACAACCAAAUUCUGCUACAUCGUUUAGUAGCAAUGCAGAAUCUGAACCGUUGUUGAGGGGGAGCGAUCAGAACUCGCCUGCAGCAGAAGAUAACAAGAAGCACCCAAUAGCUUUGGUGACUUUGUUAAAAUCUCCACGCAUAUGGGCUGAUCUGUAUGGCGUCUGGGUAACGGUAUUCCUGCUGGCAAGUUUCGACGCAGCACUCCCCAUAUUUGUGGAAAGAAAAUUCAACUGGGACUCAACCGGUGCUGGCCUGAUCUUCUUGACCAUAACAUUCCCUAUAUUCUUAGCACCGAUAGCUGGUAGACUUUCUGAUGUCUGGCCUUCUCGAUGGCUCACGGCAUCAUAUUUCAUCGUAUCUGCCAUCUUCACCGUUUUGCUGGUCUUGAUACAGAGGAAUAGCACUGAUCAGAUUGUUGGCCUUUGUAUUCUUCUUACACUUUAUGGAAUUGCCAGAGUUUUCGGUUCAUCACCAUUAGGCGCUGACUUGAGUCGAGCCGUAGCAAGUAUGGAGAAAAAGACACCCGGCAUUUUUGGUAAGACAGGAGCUAGUGGACAGGUUUUCUCGUUAUAUACGAGUGCUAGCGCAGCAGGAGUUCUCGCAGGUCCUGCUUGGACGAGUUUCGCCUUUGGGGAUAGAAGCUGGAUAUUUUUCGUCUCGAGUCUUGGAAUCUUGACCGCAACUGUUGCAAUACCAGUUGUAUUAUUCACCGAACCUGAGAAAUCUGCAAAGAGGGAUGACGUAGAAGUGGUGACAGAGUAG
Molecule: messenger RNA, 1491 nt
Organism: Sclerotinia borealis F-4128
Lineage: Eukaryota; Fungi; Ascomycota; Leotiomycetes; Helotiales; Sclerotiniaceae
Source: the annotation of a GenBank genome assembly